ACCGGUAGCUAGUGCGCUGUAAGGAUGCAGUCAGCGCUUCGCGCAGCGAGCCAUAAUGGCGCAAGUCGUCCACAACUGUGUCAGUCGCGUCGCGGACGCUUGCAAAUAUGCGCAUACACAUUGAAGAACGCAGCGCUUGACCGCAAGGAGGAGCGGAAGUCAGAGCUAGCAACUCUCCUUGCAUCGGGCAUUAUCGUCGGCGCUUGCACGUCGCCUGCGCUUGCAGAAGAUGCCCUUGCGGUUGCAGCUGCUCCUAUCACAAGUGAACUGCCUGCUUCUACGGCUCCCGCUUUCUCUGUCGUUGCUGAACCGUCUGCCCCCUUGCUGACAGCACCUUCAGUCCAGGCGGAAGGCCAGGAGGCGGUUGCUGCUGUUGCUGGGGCUGGGGCUGAGGUUGCUGCUGCAGCUGUGUCGGCUCCCGAGAUCCAUGGCCCCACCUCCGCCCCCGCCCCCUCCUCCGCGCUGCUGCUGACAUACGCGGGUCUGGGCUCCGCUGCGGUGGGCUUCCUGGCCACCUUCUUCGUGGCGCCGAGGUUCAGGGAGGCGUUCAAGGAGUCGGUUGACUGGCGGGAGAUGUACGGGGUGCUGGUGGCACGCGGGGGGGUGCGGAGUGUGAGCCCCGAUGAGGCGUAUGCGCGGGCACGAAAGGGCGCCGUGCUGCUAGACGUGCGGCUGGCCUCCCAGUCCUCCUCCCUCGCCCCCCAGCCCUCCACCGCCGUACCGCUCUACCAGCCCAUCAGCGGCUGGAGCCUGGCAGCCAACAUCCGGAGAGCGGGGUUCGCGUUCUUCGGAAUCUUUGGAACGGAGCUAAACCCCGACUUCGUAGCUCAGGUGGAGGCGUGCGUGUCCCGUAGCAAGGAGGUGCUUGUGUUGUGCGAGUCGGGUGGCUCGCUGGAUAACAAGCCGGGCACGCAGUUCGGGUUCCAGUCCAGGAGUCUGAAGGCCAUCUACUUCCUGCAGCAGGCGGGUUACACGCGUGUCACACACGUCAAGGUGGGUGGCUGGGGGUUUGCGGUGACAGCCACACCCGUCCCUUGCUCCAGCACUGUGCGAAUCGCAUGCAACUCCAAUCCCCUUCUUCCCUCCUCCCUGGCCUCUCCUCCCUGGCCUCUCCUCCCUGGCCUCUCCUCCCUGGCCUCUCCUCCCUGGCCUCUCCUCCCCUCCUCCCAGGGCGGCCUCCGCGAGUGGCAACGCGCCGGCCUGCCCCUCACCUCCUCCUCACCUUCCGAAGCAGACCCCGCAGCCCCCCAGCAGCAGCAGGUGGGGUCUUCCAGGCAGGCGGGGGCGGGCAGCCCUCCCGCCUCCCCCUCUGGCACCACCACAGCCGGCAGCAGCAGCAGCAGCAGCGGCAGGUUCCGGACCCCAGCCGCCCCCGCACCCCCCAGCGGCACACGCAGCCUGAGGGCGGCUGCUCGGGAGCUCAUGGCGAGCAGCCGCAGCCGCUAACUGGGGGGGGGGAGAGGGAAGGGCGCUUAGGAAGAGGCGGGGGGUAAGGAGAGGAAACUGACGUGUUGUAGGACGAGGGACGGGGUGCUUGGGAGGGGGCGGGGAAAACUCCAAACUACCUUGGUACUGGUACCGGGGUGGCCAAGACCCCGUGGUUCGUCUGUAUGGUUCGUCUGAGUGACAAGUUGCCUCAUAGUUGUCUGGGUGCGGAGAGAGGAGUGAGAGAGAGGAAAGAGGGAAGAGAACGGACACGAGUAUAACAUGCGUGUGAUGAUGUUGAAGGUGUAGGAGCGUUAAGAGGCACGGACCUGUCUGUCUGUCUGUCGAGGGCGAGGGGUAUGGAGUGGUGAGUGGGUUAUGGCUCACGAGAGGUGAAUGCCAACUUGUGGGGGACCCUGCGAUCUGCUGAGCGACAGAUGGUGAAGCGCGAAAGGGGUGGAUAGCGGAUGAGCGCAGGGGUAGUUCGAGAAGGGGUGUCAGCUUCCUAAAGCUGAUAAAUGGUUCGGAUCCUCUUGCUGAGGAUAGGCACAUGGAUAUAGGGCAUCUCAACGGGU
Molecule: messenger RNA, 2000 nt
Organism: Astrephomene gubernaculifera
Lineage: Eukaryota; Viridiplantae; Chlorophyta; Chlorophyceae; Chlamydomonadales; Astrephomenaceae
Source: the annotation of a GenBank genome assembly